AUGCAUUUUGCUUCGCUACUCACUCAUUUGUCAUUGCUAGCGUGCACGUAUGCCCACAUUGUGGACACACGGCAUGCUGGCAAGGCCCAUCGGGACAAUCAUUUCAAUCAUCGGGCAGUUCAUGCGCCGUAUGACGGAGCCUCAGGCUCAUCUAGCCUCAGUGUCCCGACGCCUGCUUCUUCAAGCAUCUCGGUAGGAGCAACUGUUCACGCAACGGCAGCAACGGAUGCUUCGUACUGGCUAGAAGACAUUAAGCACCAGGGGCUGGCAGCUUUCAACUCCGACCCGUCAAGCUACACGGUUUUCCGUAAUGUGAUGGACUAUGGUGCUAAAGGCGACGGUGUAACCGAUGACACUGCAGCUAUUAACCUUGCUAUCAGCGAUGGCGGUCGCUUUAGCCCCGCAAGCGGAGAGACUACAACUACUACACCUGCGAUCGUAUACUUCCCAGCCGGAACCUACUUGAUCUCGACUUCUAUCAUUGAUUAUUACUUUACACAACUCAUUGGAAACCCCAACUCGAUUCCAGUUCUCAAGGCCACUUCGGGUUUCACCGGGUUGGGCAUGAUUGAUGGAGACCAAUACCAGAGCAGUGGUAAUCAAGGCUGGACUUCCACCAAUGUCUUCUUCAGGCAAAUUCGCAACCUGAAGCUAGACUUGACAUCCAUCCCAGGAACAACCGCUGCUACUGGUAUUCAUUGGCCGGUUGGACAGGCUACUAGUAUUCAGAAUGUUGAGAUUGUGAUGAGCGCCGCGUCAGGAACUCAACACCAAGGUAUUUUCAUUGAAAAUGGAUCCGGUGGCUUUAUGACUGAUGUUACUACUGAUGGUGGGUUGAUUGGUGCAAAUGUCGGAAACCAACAGUUUACCAUGCGCAAUCUGGAUAUCUCAAACGCAGUCACUGGUGUCUCCCAGAUUUGGGACUGGGGCUGGACCUACCAGGGCCUGAACAUCAAAAACUGCACAACUGCGCUCUCCAUUGAGAACGGCGGUGCGGGUGCCCAGCUUGUUGGCUCAGUCAAUGUCAUCGACAGCAGUAUUUCGGAUUGCUCUACCUUCGUUACCACAGCAUGGGAGACCUCAACAUCAAGCAAUGGUAGUCUCAUUCUGGAGAACAUCGCUCUUGAUGAUGUUCCAGUCGCUGUUAAGGGGCCAAGCAGUACCAUCCUUGCCGGAUCAUCUGGCUCAACCACUAUCAGCGCUUGGGGCCAAGGCCACAAGUACACCCCCGAUGGCCCUACCAACUUCCAGGGAGCAUUUACUGCACCAACACGUCCGUCUGCUUUGCUUGCCAGUGGGUCCCAGAGCUACUAUACCAAGUCCAAGCCUCAAUACGCUGCAUCGCCCACUGCUUCGUUCACCAGCAUCAGGACCGCAGGCGCUAAAGGUGAUGGCACCACCGAUGAUACCUCUGCCAUCCAGUCUGCGUUGACAUCUGCUGCAUCCUCUGGAUCGAUUGUUUUCUUCGAUCAAGGAACAUACAAAGUCACCAAUACUCUGUAUUUCCCCCCUGGCUUGCGCGUCGUUGGAGAGGCAUACUCAGUUAUCAUGGCUAGUGGUAGCACCUUUUCUGAUAUUUCGAACCCAGUACCUGUGGUCCAAGUCGGCAAGUCUGGUGACACUGGCUCAAUAGAAUGGUCUGAUAUGAUCGUGAGCACUCAGGGCUCUACUCCAGGAGCUGUCUUGAUUGAGUGGAACCUCGAAGCUGCCUCGGGCUCUGGAAUGUGGGACGUCCAUACCCGUAUUGGUGGAUUCGAUGGCUCAAACCAACAGGUCGCUCAGUGUCCUACUUCUGCAUCAGACUCUGCUACCUGCGAAGUUGCGUAUAUGUCAAUGCACAUUACCAGCUCUGCAAGCGGCGUAUACCUGGAGAAUAACUGGUUCUGGACAGCGGACCAUGAUAUUGAUGACGCUAGUAACACUCAAAUUUCGGUUUAUUCUGGACGGGGUCUUCUAGUCGAAGGGAAAAAUAUCUGGCUUUACGGUACUGGGGUCGAGCAUCACUCCCUCUAUCAAUUCCAAUUCUCUGGCGCUAGCUCAGUUGUGGCUGGGUUCAUCCAGACUGAAACACCAUACUAUCAGCCAAGUCCAGAUGCGGCUAACAGCCCCUAUCCCACAAACUCUACCCUAAAUGACCCCGACUACAGCACCUGUCUUUCCGGCAACUGUGACUCUCUAGGCCUUCGUGUUCUCAACAGUGAAGACAUCAUAAUCUACGGCGCCGGUCUAUACAGCUUCUUCAAUCAUUAUAGUACUGACUGCUCUACCUUCCCUACACCUGAAGACUGCCAAAGCGAGAUCUUCAGUGUCGAAGGUACUACUAGUGGGUUGACAGUGUACACACUCAGCACAGUGGGGACCACCAACAUGAUUGUCAAAGCAGGCAGCUCUCUAGCCGUGGUGAGCGACAACCUGGCAACUUAUGCUGCUACGAUUGCAUACUUCACUGUCUAG
Penicillium angulare is the source of this 2454-nucleotide messenger RNA. Its product is annotated as glycoside hydrolase family 55 protein. The record is from RefSeq and is a predicted model, not a curated record. Gene Ontology annotation, molecular function: polygalacturonase activity. The transcript has 5 exons. NCBI's taxonomy places the organism in Eukaryota, Fungi, Ascomycota, Eurotiomycetes, Eurotiales, Aspergillaceae. The coding region runs from base 1 to 2454 and encodes 817 amino acids.